Molecule: messenger RNA, 472 nt
Organism: Carica papaya (papaya)
Lineage: Eukaryota; Viridiplantae; Streptophyta; Magnoliopsida; Brassicales; Caricaceae
Product: non-specific lipid-transfer protein A-like
Biological process (GO): lipid transport
Molecular function (GO): lipid binding
Source: RefSeq, a predicted model, not a curated record
AUUCUUCAACUCCAAAUGCCUAUAUAUACAUCCUCCAAUUUCACUUCAAAGCAUACCAAAACUAAAACAAGCAGCUAGAAGCGAUUAGUGGGUCGCAGUUCAAAGUGUAGUACCAGCAAAAAUGAAGGGUGCUGUUGUAUCAAUGUUGCUAAUGACAGUGAUGGCUCAGCUUUUAGUUAAGCCAGGAGAGGCGGCUGUGACUUGUGCCCAAGUCAAUGCAUCACUGGCUGCAUGCAUUCCGUAUCUCACAGCAGGUGGCACGCCUGCCACAGCAUGCUGUGAUGGUGUCAAGAAUCUCAAGGCCAUCACCCCUACCACCGCUGACCGCCAAGCGGCUUGCAACUGCGUUAAGGAGGCUGCUGCGCGCCAUCCCAAUAUCAAAGAAGAUGCAGCAUCUUCUCUCCCUACCAAGUGUGGAGUUCAAAUGAAUAUCCCUAUCUCAAAGAACACCAACUGUCAAAACAUCAACUGA